AUGGCGCAGUCCGUUGCGCACGCUAACUUGUGCGGUUUGCAUGGAAAAGGCCUAAUCCAUGGCCCCUACGCGUGCAUGUUGCCACCGGUUUUGUAUGCCAUAUUUGGAACGAGUCGACAUGAUAUGGUUGGAUGAAGCUACAAACCGGAGUACUCGAAAACUGAAAAUUAUAACCGAGUUGCUGACUGAAAUAAGGGAGGUAAGUAGCUUCUAAAGGUGCUGACUUCCUUGUUCAGUAUCUCGGUUAUUCUAUAAUAUCGAUUGUUUGAUCCAUUUUUCUCUCGUUGGCUUACAAGUUCUACUCUUCUGUGGAAGCUUGUCACAUCGAUUCAUCCUGUAGGUAGAUGCUAUAUGUCUAUCAAGGGUGCACAGAACAGAACAGGCCUGUCUUAUAUGCGUCUAAUUAUCUAACGGAUAUUUAUAGGUGAUUAAUCACACAAAAUCGGCUGCGCUACAACUUGCACCUCUCUACUUCCCUCGCUAGUUACUUCCUGUAUCUCCCUCGCUCUUCCUCCAUAAUUGUGUGCUCGUUUUGAUCAUUUUUCUAGCGCAGGGGUAGCUCUAAUAGUUUAAGUUUCACCCAAUUCCAAAGAAGUGUGGUCGGAGUUGUCUCUUCAGAGUUGUAGAUCCCACUUUCAUAGAAAGCAGUGUCGGGGGGACUGGCUUAGAUUAGACCUCCUUUGAUGAGUUUUUUCUUUCAUAGAAAGCAGUGUGGGGACGGGUGGAUUGGUGGCACUUCUUACCGGUCAAUUCAUCCACGACAGUGGUGUACCGGUCGAGGAGCACUCAGUGGCAGAACAGGUCGUCACCAUGUCUGCAAUGAUAGGGUUGAUUUAAGGCUUCUAGACACUCACCAUCUGGUCGUGUCAGAUACAACUAUCCUCAGUGAAUGCGAUCCCCUUGAUUUAAAGGGCACCAAAGCGUGGGGUAAGUAGAAAGCAACUCUCUCAAGCAGGAAUAGUGAGUAUUCACCUCUAACUGAUGCUUAUCCUGAUGCGGCUAGUGAGUAUUCACCUCAACUCUCUCAAGCAGGGAUGGGGAUAGUGAGUACUCACCUCUAACUGAUGCUUAAUAUCCUGAUGCGACUAGCGUCGAGUAUUCACCUCUAACUGAUGCUUAUCCUGAUGCGACUAGUGAGUAUUCACCUCUAACUGAUGCUUAUCCUGAUGCGACUGCUGAUGCUCCAGGCACUGGUCAAGUUCCUGAGUCGAGCUGCCUUAAGCGGAUUUGUCAACGCAUCUGCGGUUCUGAUCAUUGAGAGCCAAGUUCGGGAUGUCAUUGGUCUCAAACACGAAACCGUCGUACCCAAGGAUUUUCCGAUGAAGGUCUACAGACUUUUUUCGCAAAUCAGCAAUGGGGAAUUCGUUAACUACGCGAUUGGGAUGUUGUUAUGAUGCUCUUUUAGAAAUCUAGAUCAUGCCGUGAGUCCUCGUCUCCAACCUAGAAGUAGAUCUCUUUUACAGUUAGACGCAUGAUCUAGAUCUUCUCGUUUCGAGACGAGUCUAAUCCCCGGCUUGCUGCAGUUGUUUUUCCUUUUCGGCAUGAAGAGCGUCGGGAAGUCAAAGUGGUUGAAUUAAGGGUUGGAAGUUGACCUAUCAUCUAAGCGGGGCAUCUUUAUGGCUUCUUCAAGUAGGAAAGCCAGAGAUAUGCGAGCCAGAGAUAUGCGACCCAACUUUCAACCCCUAACUGAAGGAAUUGCCAGAGACGGACUCUUCUUUCUCCAUGCGAGAGCUAGUGAAACUAUCGAUAAAGCUCAAAGAUCUAGUGGUGGUCUUUCUCGCCUUCGUUGCGUGUUAUGUGCUGACAACGAAAUAUGGCAUUUUCCUCAACAACGUGGGAAAGUUGCAGGGUGGUUUUCCGCAAUUCGUGUUGCCACCAUCCCCCGUUGAGCAAGCAGAUGUUUGGACGCCUCCGAGCAUAUCAAAUCUACUCUCGUCGACGUCUCAGAUGCAUGUUGUAGGCCUUGAGCAACAAGAACUACAGGAAUUGCCAACAGACUGUCAGGCACUACUUGCCAGCAUCGUCGAUCCGCAGGUACCACCUGAGAAAUUGCCUGCCUUCGUUGUGAGUAAGCUGAUGCAGCAGAGCCUUGUCUCACCAUCAGCAGACGCAGUAGCUCCAGCAUCAAAAAA
This is a messenger RNA of Amoebophrya sp. A25, 2132 nucleotides long. The record is from the annotation of a GenBank genome assembly. NCBI's taxonomy places the organism in Eukaryota, Dinophyceae, Syndiniales, Amoebophryaceae.